Molecule: messenger RNA, 2018 nt
Organism: Mytilus trossulus (common blue mussel)
Lineage: Eukaryota; Metazoa; Mollusca; Bivalvia; Mytilida; Mytilidae
Product: loricrin-like
Exons: 2
Coding region: 72-1973 (633 amino acids)
Source: RefSeq, a predicted model, not a curated record
AUUUUUGAAUGGUAUAAAUACUGCCCCAUUUUCAAUGAGUAGUACCACAGAAGACCCACAGUGACUUUGGGAUGAAGACUGCCAUAUUAGUUUUGUGUAUCCUAGCUUUCACAGCAGUUGCGGCUGACAAAAAAUCUGACUGCAAAUGUAAAGUAAAAUGUGACCCUGGCGAAAACAAAGUAGAUAAAUGUUCUGGUGGUAAAGUUUUGUGUUGCUGCACUGGUAGCCCGAGGUCUGGAAAUCGAGGUGGAUCUAGUUCUGGAGGUUCAAGAGGUUCUAUGGGUGGAAGUGGUGCAGGUGGAAUGUCCGGAGGUGGAUCCGAUGAAAGAAUUAUUUAUAUAAAUAUUGGAAGUUCCGGAGGUGGCAAUGGAGGUGGAGAUGGCUACGGUUCAACAAGUUAUGGAGGUGCCAGUGCUGGAGGUAAUGGAGCUGGUAGUGGGAUGUCUGGAGGUGGAAUGACUGGUGGUAGAAAUUCGGGAGGUGGAAGUACUGGAAAAGGAUAUGGUUCUACAAGUUAUGGAGGUGGUGAUAGCUACAGUUCUACAAGUUAUGGAGGUGCUGGUGCUGGAAGUGGCGGAACUGGUGGUGGCGGUUUUGGAGGUGGAAUGUCCGGUCGUGGCGGUUCUGGAGGUAGAAUGACUGGAGGUAGAAGAUCGGGAAGUGGAAGUGCUGGGAAAGGAUAUGGUACUACAAGUUAUGGAGGUGGAGAUAGCUAUAGUUCUACAAGUUAUGGAAGUAGUGAUAGCUACGGUCCUACCAGUUAUGGAGGUGCUGGUGCUGGAAGCGGUAACACUGGUGCUAGAGGUUCUAGAGGUGGAAUGAAUGGAGGUGGAAGUUCAGGAGGCGGAAGUGCUGGAAAAGGAUAUGGUACUACAAGUUAUGGAGGUAGUGAUAGCUACGCUCCUACCAGCUAUGGAGGUGCUGGUGCUGGAAGUGGUAACACUGGUGCUAGAGGUUCUAGAGGUGGAAUGACUGGAGGUGGAAGUUCAGGAAGUGGAAGUGCUGGAAAGGGAUAUGGUUCUACAAGUUAUGGAGGUGGAGAUAGCUAUAGUUCUACAAGUUAUGGAAGUAGUGAUAGCUACGCUCCUACCAGUUAUGAAGGUGCUGGUGCUGGUGCUGGAAGCGGUAACACUGGUGCUAGAGGUUCUAGAGGUGGAAUGACUGGAGGUGGAAGUUCAGGAAGUGGAAGUGCUGGAAAGGGAUAUGGUUCUACAAGUUAUGGAGGUGGAGAUAGCUAUAGUUCUACAAGUUAUGGAAGUAGUGAUAGCUACGGUCCUACCAGUUAUGGAGGUGCUGGUGCUGGCAGUGGUAACACUGGUGCUAGAGGUUCUAGAGGUGGAAUGACUGGAGGUGGAAUGUCUAGAGGUGGAAGUUCGGGAGGUGGAAGUGCUGGAAAAGGAUAUGGUUCUGCAAGUUAUGGAGAUGGAGAUAGCUAUAGUUCUACAAGUUAUGGAAGUACUGAUAGCUACGGUCCUACCAGUUAUGGAGGUGGUGCUGGAAGCGGUCGAACAAGUGCUGGAAGUUCUAGAGGUGGAAUGACUGGAGGUGGAAGUUCAGGAACUAAAAGUGCUGGAAAAGGAUAUCUUUCUACAAGUUAUGGAGGUGGAGAUAGCUAUAGUUCUACAAGUUAUCGAGUUGGAGAUAGCUACAGUUCUACCAGUUAUGGAAGUGAGACAUCUGGAGGUGGAAUGUCUAAUGGUAGAGAUGCUAGAGGUAGAAUGUCUAAUGGUAGAGAUGCUAGAGGUAGAAUGUCUAGAGGUGAAAGUUCGGGAGGUGGAAUGUCUAGAGGUUCCGGAGGUGGAAGGGCUAAAAUAACAUUUAUUGUCAAUACCAGUGGAGGAAAUGGUGGCCAGGGUGACUGUACGUGCAGGAUAAGAUGUCAAGCAGGAGAAAUGAAAAAAUCUACAUGUAAAAAUUACAAGAAACCCGUACUUUGCUGCGAGAAAAAACCGAAAAAAGGAUAUGGAUAUUGAAAUUGAAUACUGUAUAUGAAGAACACCGAUUAAAAUUUUAUUGUA